UUCUGUUUAUCAGGCUACUGAUAUAUGACACGGAACAAUUUAACGUGAACAAAAUGGCUGUGUGCUUGGCGUUUGCUUGGCUGCAUGUGCGCAUGCGCACCACACCUCAGCGCGCAGAUCGGGGAGCAGGUAUUGAGGUUAGUGAGUGAGAGAGUGAGUGAGUGAAUGAGUGACAGGCUGGAGCUCAAAAGCUGUCUGAUCAUCGAUCAUAUUAGUGUGCCAAGGUGUUCCGCGCUCUUGGAGCUCAGGCUAGCCUGUCAGGCGAAGCAAACAGACGGUGUGAUCAUUACCUGAACUGACUGGUGUUUUGCGGCAUCCUAAAGCUGAGUUUUGAAUGAACAUUAGGUGACACUGUCAGGUGAAUAUCAGAAAGCUGUCCGGGUUUGGACUUGGAGAAGCCAGAGUGCACCUGCAUCCCGAGCUCGGACGCGCGGCUGCACAGGCACAGCCGAGAGGAAUGUCGCGCGCAUGAAGUUAUGGAUUGCAGAAAGACUCUGAUUACUUUCAGAAACCAUUCAGUGGAGAUUUGAUAGGGGAUUUUUUUUUGUGUGUGUGUGUGUGCAUCUUGGGAAUUCGUUUUUAUCUUGAAACCGUCAUUUCAGUACCAAUCGCACAAUAAUGUUCCAGCACAAAAAGUGUUUCACGAUUGAAUCUCUGGUCGGAAAAGACUCAAACUCCUCCAGCGCUGGAGAUGAACCGAUUCGCCCCACGGCUCUGCGCUACACCGAGUCUGUGCAUCCGGCUCCGUUCGGCAGCUGCUUUCAGAACUCGGCUCGGACGCUGUACGGGAACGUUAACGCGGACAUGAUGUUCCCGGACCCGGGCUCCCACUCAGCCAACUCCGCACUGGCUCUGCGGCACCUGCCCAUCCCCACUCAGCCCUUCUUCACCCCACACCAGCGGGACAGCCUGCACUUCUACCCCUGGGUGCUCAGAAACAGAUACCUCGGACACCGCUUUCAAGGUGAGGACAGCAGCCCGGAAAACCUGCUGCUGCAUGGACCAUUCUCGCGCAAGCCCAAGCGCAUCCGCACGGCCUUCUCCCCCUCACAGCUGCUGCGACUGGAGCGUGCUUUUGAGAAGAACCACUACGUAGUGGGUGCUGAGCGCAAGCAGCUGGCCAAUGGCCUCUGUCUUACUGAGACCCAGGUUAAGGUAUGGUUUCAGAACCGGAGAACCAAGCACAAGAGGCAGAAACUGGAAGAGGAAUCGCCCGAGCUGCAGCAGAAGAGAAAGGGAAACCAGCACGUGAACCGCUGGAGAGUAGCUACUCAGCAGGGCAGCUCGGACGACAUAGACGUCAUCUCUGAGGACUAACGUCAUGAAUGCAUGUAUAAGAACUCUGUGAAGCUCAGUCAUAAUUAGUGGGAAAAACCAGAGAAGAAAUAAUAAACAAACUAAGCUAAUACCAUUCGAGUUCCAGACAUAGUCAUGAAUCGACUUGGCUGUUAAUUCUAAGGAACGGAAAUCUGUGCUGUCAGCUGAAAAAUUAUGUGUGAGCGGGCACAGCGAGGAUGCCUCAGCUCGAACUGCUCCAAAAGAUUUGAUUCCAAGACUUCUCGUAUGCAAUACAAACAGACCUCUUCAGUUUGGGACUCCACCACAGAGCAUCAAAGAGCGUCUAGUUUUUCACUCCCCCCUCUACCGUCCACUUGAACAUUUCCAUUUCAAUGUAUUAUGUUCGCUCUGGUUAAGACAACAUUCUGAUGGAUGGAUUGUUUGUUUUGUACUGUUGAAUUGUCAAACUGUUCAACCGCAUAGUUUAAUUCUCUACCGAAGUCAAACUCUCAGCCUUAGAUGUACCUUGAGAUAUUUUGUGGAUUUAUGUGUUAUGCAAUGUUUCAAAAAUUCAAAAAAUGUAAAAAUUGUUUUUUACCCUCAGCAAUGAGCAGCAGGUUGUUAAUGAACAUAUGGCAUUGACGCAGAUCCGACAGAUUUCACAGUCUCCUGUUGUGUGCAUUAGGGCAGUUGAACACUUAAAAUAUUUUAUUUGUUCAGAAUGAGCAAACUUUUCUAUGCAUUUGAGUGCCAAGUUUCACUGAAGUCAGGGUUUAAGCAAGAAACCUAAUUUGUUGUUAAAUGUCUUACUAUGUAAAGUAGUUCUGGGGUUUUUUUUUUUUUUUUUUUUUUUGCUUUUCAUUAUGAUUCAAAUUUAAAAGUGAAAAAUCAACAGAAAGAAUAUAAUUAACUAAUUGAGAAAAAUCAUUUACUUCAUGCUGAAAAUGAGAACAUUUGUAGUGUAUCAUUUAAAGUCCAGAAACAGUUUGUAGCACUUCAUGACAGAUUUUUGGUUUAAUGAGGACAAGAGAUUGCACUGUAGCCCUACCAGUUCAUUUUUAUCUGUUGUCUUUUGAAAUUCUUGUUUUGUACUUGUUUCCUGUUUCCUGCAGAUGAUUAGAUAAUAAAAAAAAACAUUGAUCUGACUAAGGGAUUUUUCAUCACUUUUCCAUACCUGGUAUUAAGUAAAUUGCUAAAAUUAUAAAAAGUAUAGGAUUUCAGGAUUUAUAGGAUUAUCAUUAAAAAAAGAUUAUUUUGAUUUUUUUUCUGUUUUUAUUGCAGAUCAUUUUCUUUAAACUUACUAAUUUAAAGAUAAAGACACUUGUUUGCCUUUAACUACUGGGCUUAAAUAGAAACAGCAUAGUUGAACAAAUCAAACCCAAACAAUCACAUACAUAUUUAUAUAUAGAAGAAUGUAUAUAAUGAUAAGUGCAGAUAUGCAAUUUACUUUUGUUUUCUUUUGGUUUUAUAUUGAUUUAGCCAUGUUGAAACUGUAGUGAUUUCCUUGCCUGCCCAUUAAAGCUGUCCUCAUUAAAUCUGUCCUCCAAGUAGGGCCUAAUUAUUUUCAUCUGUUGUGUGAUUCUCACCUCCGAUCCAUCUUUUCCACGUCUGGGUGUGUUUGCAAGGUUGGAAAACAGAUGAGAUCCAGCUCUCAUGAGUUAAAGGCUCUGGGCUUCAAUUUCUACCAGCUGAAAGAUUAAUCCAUGUCACCUUUAUGCAUUGUGAUUUACACCUGUUAAUUCUUCAGGCCCAGAGCAACGGAGACAUGUGAGAUCGGCAUCUUUCUCACCACCUCUUCACAAUAGACAGCCUCAUUAUCAUCCUAUAUGCAUAUAAACUGUGAAAGACAAUGUAAGAACAAAUUAUUCAUAUUCUUCAUAAUUGGUGACAAUAUAGCACCAUUUAGAUCCAAAGCAUGAAUAACGCACAGACCUGAGUGCACGAUAGAUCAAAUUAUUUCGAGUUAAAUGCUAGUAAUGUCAACAGAGAAAAAAGCAGUAGGCAACAGAGACUAUUGUUUAAUGUGAGAUAAAGCUAUUACUGAAUUUUGUGAACUUUCACACUCUCCACAAAAAACAUAUGACUGUGGCUAUCACAAGUUCCAGCUACAACACCCACUAAAUGUGUGCUUCUAUUUUCAGUCCUUGCCUUAGAAAAAAUCUUGUGCUCUUUAAGUUCAUUAUAAAGAAGUGUUCAGUAAUG
Messenger RNA from Pangasianodon hypophthalmus (striped catfish), 3480 nucleotides. RefSeq names its product homeobox protein EMX1. The record is from RefSeq and is a predicted model, not a curated record. Bases 619 to 1317 code for a protein of 232 amino acids. NCBI's taxonomy places the organism in Eukaryota, Metazoa, Chordata, Actinopteri, Siluriformes, Pangasiidae. The transcript has 3 exons. Gene Ontology annotation, molecular function: DNA binding; DNA-binding transcription factor activity, RNA polymerase II-specific. Gene Ontology annotation, biological process: neuron differentiation; regulation of DNA-templated transcription; central nervous system development.